This is a messenger RNA of Scleropages formosus (Asian bonytongue), 3761 nucleotides long. RefSeq names its product polymerase (DNA directed), delta 1, catalytic subunit (gene pold1). Gene Ontology annotation, cellular component: delta DNA polymerase complex. The record is from RefSeq and is a predicted model, not a curated record. Lineage: Eukaryota; Metazoa; Chordata; Actinopteri; Osteoglossiformes; Osteoglossidae. The transcript is spliced from 26 exons. Gene Ontology annotation, molecular function: DNA-directed DNA polymerase activity; DNA binding; 3'-5'-DNA exonuclease activity. Gene Ontology annotation, biological process: base-excision repair, gap-filling; nucleotide-excision repair, DNA gap filling; DNA-templated DNA replication. The coding region runs from base 310 to 3627 and encodes 1105 amino acids.
GGCUCGGCGCGACCCCGCUCGGGGCAGGCAGUUUCAGUCAAUGUGCGUGCGUAUUAGCUAAGGCACUGAGACCGGUGCUGUUCCGAGACGACCUUUCGCAAAUGGGGGCUGUAGAUGGACGUGCGUUCAGCUGUUCGACGACCAAUCGCAGCGCUGGAAGGCCGAGCUGCGUUUACAGGAAGUUGUGACCCGGAAGUACUUGCGCGUUGGUCCACACACCAAAAAGCUUGAAUGCGGACAGUUGGCGGGAGUUUAUGCGACGUAGAUUUGAGCACGGAAGGGGAUCGUCGAGAAGAGACUGCCUGAGCCAUGGAGGGGAAGCGCGUGAACGGCAGCCCGGUGACAGGUGGAGCCUCUCAGGCCAAGCGGAGCAAAGUGAGCGGGGACUGGGAAGACGGUCCCUCUCUCUUUGAGGAGGAGCUGGCCAUGCUGGACGAAGCCGAGAUGGAGGCGGAGUUGAGGGAGGGACAAGCCGGCCACGAUGUCAUUCCUGUCGGUGACCUGUUCUCGGCAGACCUGAACCCCCGCUGGCGCCGUCCGCAGCCCCCGCUCCUGGACUCCACGGCCGACAAGCUGGUCUUCCAGCAGAUAGAGAUCGACUACUAUCUGGGCUCCCCUGUGGAUGGAAUGCCGGGCCAGAACCAGGGCAGCGUUCCCAUCAUCCGCAUGUUUGGCGUGACCGACAACGGGAACUCCGUGUGCUGCCACGUGCAUGGUUUCGCGCCAUACUUCUACACACCUGCGCCGAGCGGCUUCUCUCCAGCACACCUCAGUGACUUCCAGAAGGAGCUGAACGCCGUUGUACUGAAGGACAUGCGCUCCAACAAGGACAGCGUGUCCGUCACUGUGCUCGCCGUCGACAUCAAGCGCAAAGAGAGCAUGUAUGGCUUCCAUGGCAACCGGUCCGUGGACUUCCUUCGCAUCACCAUGGCAAAACCCCGCCUCAUUGCCCCUGCCAAGAGGUUGCUGGAGCAAGGCUUCAAGUUCGGCUCCUUUCCGCUGCAGAGCUACACUUCGUACGAAGCCAACAUUGACUUUGAGAUCAGAUUCAUGGUGGACAGCAACAUGGUGGGCUGCUCCUGGAUAGAGCUUCCUGCCGGGAAGUAUCGGGUGAGGGAGGAGAAGGGCUUGGCCGAUCCUGAGCUGGGCCAUCCCACCAAGGUGUCGCUGUGUCAAUACGAGGUGGACGUGGCGUGGACACACCUGGUGAGCCACCCGGCAGAGGGAGACUGGCAGCGUAUCGCCCCUCUGCGGGUACUCAGCUUUGACAUCGAAUGCGCCGGGAGGAAAGGCAUCUUCCCGGAACCUGACACGGACCCCGUGAUCCAGAUUGCGUCCAUGGUGCAGCGGCAUGGGGAAAAGGAGCCCUUUGUGCGCACAGUGUUUACGCUGCAAUCGUGCGCCCCCAUUGUGGGCUCCCAGCUGCUGUGCUUCACGCAGGAGCGGCAGCUGCUGCAGAGCUGGGCGGAAUUUGUGCGCACGGUCGACCCCGACAUCAUCACGGGCUACAACAUCCAGAACUUCGACUUGCCCUACCUGCUGAACCGUGCCGCAGCUCUGAAGGUGGACCUGUUUGCGUACCUGGGCCGUGUUCGAGGAAUCAGGUGCGUCAUCCGAGACUCGAGCUUCCAGUCCAAGCAGGUGGGCCGCAGGGAGAACAAGACGGUGAACAUGGAGGGCCGAGUGCAAUUUGACCUGCUGCAGGUGCUGCUCAGAGACUACAAGCUGCGCUCGUACACACUCAAUGCUGUCAGCUUCCACUUCCUGCAUGAGCAGAAGGAGGAUGUGCAGCACUCCAUCAUCACGGACCUGCAGAACGGGAACGAGCAGACGCGCCGCCGCCUCGCUGUCUACUGCCUCAAGGAUGCCUAUCUGCCGCUGCGGCUGCUGCAGAAGCUCAUGUGCAUCAUUAACUACAUGGAGAUGGCACGGGUGACGGGCGUGCCACUCACCUACCUGCUGUCACGUGGCCAGCAGAUCAAGGUGGUCUCUCAGCUCCUGCGCCAGGCCAUGCGUCAGGGCCUCGUGAUGCCGGUGGUGAAGACGGAGGGAGGCGAGGACUACACCGGAGCCACAGUCAUUGAGCCAGAGAAAGGGUACUAUAGUGUUCCCAUAGCAACGCUGGACUUCUCUUCACUGUACCCGUCCAUCAUGAUGGCGCAUAAUCUGUGCUACACAACACUGCUGCAGAAGGGCUCUAUGGAGAAACUGGGGCUGUCCUCGGAGGACUUCAUCAAGACCCCCACGGGGGACCUGUUUGUGAAAAGCUCAGUGAGAAAGGGGCUGCUGCCCGAGAUCCUGGAGAACCUGCUGUCUGCCAGGAAGAGGGCAAAGGCUGAGCUCAAGAAGGAGACGGACCCCUUUAAGAAGCAGGUGUUGGACGGCCGCCAGCUGGCCCUCAAGAUCAGCGCCAACUCCGUGUACGGUUUCACAGGUGCCCAGGUGGGCAAGCUCCCCUGCCUGGAGAUCUCUCAGAGCGUCACAGGCUUCGGCAGACAGAUGAUCGAACAAACCAAGCAGCUGGUGGAGGCCAGGUACACGGUUGCCAACGGUUACCAGGCUAAUGCCAAGGUGAUCUACGGGGACACCGACUCUGUGAUGGCCAAGCUGGGCGUUGCCACCGUGAAGGACGCCAUGGACCUGGGGCGUGAGGCGGCCGACUGGGUCUCGACCCACUUCACCCCUCCCAUCAAACUAGAGUUUGAGAAGGUGUACUACCCGUACCUGCUGAUCAACAAGAAGCGCUACGCUGGCCUGUAUUUCUCCUCGAACUCAGAAACGCAUGACAAAAUGGACUGUAAAGGCAUCGAGACAGUACGCAGGGACAACUGCCCCCUGGUGGCCAACCUUAUCAACACCUGCCUGCAGAAAAUUCUUAUCGACAGGGACCCCCAAGGGGCUGUGGAGCAUGCCAAGGAGGUCAUCUCAGACCUGCUGUGCAACCGCAUCGACAUCUCGCAGCUGGUGAUCACGAAGGAACUGACGAGGAGCGCCCAGGAGUACGCUGGCAAGCAGGCACACGUCGAACUGGCUGAGAGGAUGAGGAAACGCGACGCAGGAAGCGCCCCGAACCUCGGCGACAGGGUGCCCUACGUUAUCGUCAAGGCAGCCAAAGGCACAGCGGCGUACAUGAAGUCAGAGGACCCCAUCUUCGUGCUGGAGAAUAACAUCCCCAUCGACACACAGUACUACUUGGAGCAGCAGCUCUCCAAGCCCCUGCUGCGCAUCUUCGAACCCAUCCUGGGGGAGAGCAAAGCCGAGAGCGUCUUGCUCAAGGGAGACCACACCCGUUGCAAGACUGUGCUCACUUCUAAGGUGGGUGGUCUCAUGGCGUUUGCCCAGAAGAGGAGCACCUGCAUCGGCUGCCGAGCCGUGCUGAAGACGGACGCGGCCGUGUGUGACUUCUGCAAGAAGCGGCAAUCUGAACUCUACCAGAAGGAGAUCUCCCACCUGAGCUCCUUGGAGGAGCGCUUCUCACGCCUCUGGACGCAGUGCCAGCGCUGCCAGGGCUCGCUGCAUGAGGAUGUGCUGUGUACUAGCCGCGACUGUCCUAUAUUCUACAUGAGGAAGAAGGUGCAGAAGGAUCUGGACGACCAGGAGAAGCUGGUGGCACGGUUUGGGUGGUGAAGUAGAGACGGUGCCCUGCUGUGUUCCCCAGAUACCCAGCAAGCUUUGCUGCUUGUAAACAGUCAGGUGUCUCUUUUCUAUGAGUCUGUGACAGAUUAUUGUAUUUUUUACGAUUAAACUUUGUUUACGGAAAA